GAUGGCACUAAUUUUUUUUCAAUAAUUCUUGUCAAGAGAAAUUCUAUUUAGCAUAAAUUGAUUCGUGUGAAUUGUCUUUCCGUUCUAAAUCCGAAUUAUGGAAGAGGAAGAAGUUCAAGAAGAAGAGGAAAAAGAUCAUAAAAAUUUUUUUAAAACUUCGUAUGGAAUGUUGAGAAUAGCUGAAUUAGUAUUUUCAAUUGGUGGACUUCUUGCAAUUGAAGAAUCUGUAACAUGCGGCAAGUUUUUUAGAACACAAUUCUUUAUGUCUGCAUGUAUAUCCGCUAUAGUGUUCACAGUAAUCUUCUUGACAUGUUUCUUCUUUAAAAUAAUAGAUUAUCUGUCAGAAUUUUUGAAUUUGGGAAUUGUGUUAUUUGUUAUUGAUCUGAUAUUUACCAUUAUGUUUGCAAUUUCAAGUUUUUAUAUUAUUUUCACCAUUAAAGAUUGCAAGGAAUUCAGAUUUGCCAGAAUUUCUGCAUCGUUUUUCGGCGUAUUCAAUUUAGCAUGUUUCUUUUCUACCACUUCGACUGAUUUUCGCUGGUUUUACUUAGCUGACGAACCUUACUAACGAAUAUAAUUUAUUAUCCAUAUUAAAGAUAAAUUCAUUUCUAUACAGAAUAUGUAUUGCUUCUAAGAAAGUAUUUCAAGUUAACAUUGUAUGCACGUUAAAUAUUUUAA
This is a messenger RNA of Centruroides sculpturatus (bark scorpion), 675 nucleotides long. RefSeq lists its product as uncharacterized. The record is from RefSeq and is a predicted model, not a curated record. Bases 98 to 565 code for a protein of 155 amino acids. The transcript is spliced from 5 exons. Lineage: Eukaryota; Metazoa; Arthropoda; Arachnida; Scorpiones; Buthidae. Gene Ontology annotation, cellular component: membrane.